AUGUAUUCAUGGAAGCUGUCAAAAUUCAAGUUUGGAAAAUCCAAAGAAGAAAAAGAAACAAAAGAAACAAGACAUAGUGGGUUUUUCCAUUCCUCCAAGAAAGAUGAACCACAGAGUAGCCAAGAAACCAUUGGUGAGCAUGAUAACUCAGUCACUCGUUCGUCUUUAGACAGAAAAGGCACGAUAAAUCCGUCUAAUUCAUCAGUAGUUCCCGUACGUGUGUCAUACGAUGCAUCUUCAUCGAUCUCUACUGUGCGAGAUUCAAACGGUGAGAACUCAGAAAACACAAAUUCAUCUCAAAAUCUAGACGAAACAGCAAAUAUUGGUUCCACAGGAACUCCCAACAAUGCCACUUCAAGCUCGGGAAUGAUGACCAUUAAAGUCUAUAAUGGUGAUGAUUUUAUCUUACCUUUCCCUAUAACUUCAAAUGAGCAAAUAUUGAACAAGCUACUGGCCUCUGGUGUUCCUCCACCACAUAAGGAAAUUUCUAAAGAAGUAGAUGCGUUGGUCGCGCAGCUGUCUCGUGUUCAACUGAAAAACCAAGGUCCAGCAGAUGAGGAUUUGAUUUCGAGUGAGUCAGCGGCAAAGUUUAUUCCGUCGACUAUCAUGUUACCAGGCUCUUCGACUCUAAACCCAUUACUUUACUUUACUAUUGAAUUUGAUAAUACAGUUGCCACUAUCGAAGCAGAAUAUGGUACCAUUGCUAAGCCUGGUUUCAACAAGAUAUCUACAUUUGAUGUGACAAGAAAGUUACCAUACUUAAAGAUUGAUGUAUUUGCAAGGAUUCCCUCAAUUCUCUUGCCAUCGAAGUCGUGGCAACAGGAAAUGGGUUUACAAGACGAGAAACUACAAGUUAUACUGGACAAAAUAAAUUCCAACCAAGAUAUACAUUUGGAUUCUUUCCAUUUGCCCAUAAACUUAGGUUUCGAUUCUGCAGCCAGUAUUAGACUAUAUAACCACCACUGGAUUACAUUAGAAAAUGGAUUAGGCAAGAUAAACAUCAGUAUUGAUUACAAGCCCUCGAGAAACAAGCCCUUGUCAAUCGACGAUUUCGAUCUUUUGAAGGUCAUCGGUAAGGGUUCAUUCGGUAAAGUCAUGCAAGUGAGAAAGAAAGACACGCAAAAGGUUUACGCUCUGAAAGCAAUCAGAAAAUCAUACAUCGUGUCUAAAUCUGAAGUUACGCACACUUUGGCGGAAAGAACAGUAUUAGCACGUGUAGAUUGUCCAUUUAUUGUGCCUUUGAAAUUUUCUUUCCAAUCGCCUGAAAAACUGUAUUUCGUUUUAGCCUUUAUCAAUGGUGGUGAAUUGUUUUACCACUUACAAAAGGAAGGUAGGUUUGAUUUAUCCCGUGCUAGAUUUUACACCGCAGAACUGUUAUGUGCAUUAGAUAACUUGCACAAAUUAGACGUUAUUUAUCGUGAUUUGAAGCCAGAAAAUAUAUUGUUAGAUUAUCAAGGGCAUAUUGCACUUUGUGACUUUGGGCUGUGCAAAUUGAACAUGAAGGACGAUGACAAAACGGACACUUUCUGUGGGACUCCAGAAUAUUUGGCGCCGGAGCUACUAUUAGGUUUAGGCUAUUCAAAGGCGGUAGAUUGGUGGACGCUAGGUGUCUUGUUAUAUGAGAUGCUGACCGGUCUUCCACCUUAUUAUGACGAGGAUGUUCCAAAAAUGUAUAAAAAAAUCUUACAGGAGCCCCUGGUUUUCCCAGAUGGAUUUGAUAGAGAGGCAAAGGAUCUAUUGAUUAGUUUAUUAAGCCGUGAUCCGACGAGGAGAUUGGGAUAUAAUGGUGCCGACGAAAUCAGAAACCAUCCCUUUUUCAGCCAAUUGUCUUGGAAACGUUUAUUGAUGAAGGGUUACAUUCCGCCAUACAAGCCAGCUGUUAGUAAUGCUAUGGAUACUAGUAAUUUUGAUGAAGAAUUUACCAGAGAAAAGCCAAUCGAUAGUGUAGUUGAUGAAUAUUUAAGUGAGAGUGUUCAAAAGCAAUUCGGCGGCUGGACAUACGUCGGAAAUGAACAGCUCGGCAGCUCAAUGGUGCAAGGUAGAAGCAUUCACUAG
This is a messenger RNA of Saccharomyces eubayanus, 2055 nucleotides long. RefSeq names its product serine/threonine protein kinase YPK1 (gene YPK1). Gene Ontology annotation, biological process: protein phosphorylation. Bases 1 to 2055 code for a protein of 684 amino acids. NCBI's taxonomy places the organism in Eukaryota, Fungi, Ascomycota, Saccharomycetes, Saccharomycetales, Saccharomycetaceae. The transcript has a single exon. Gene Ontology annotation, molecular function: ATP binding; protein serine/threonine kinase activity. The record is from RefSeq and is a predicted model, not a curated record.